GAGCAAAUCAUUUGUCAGAUUACGCAACGAAUUUAUUGUAGUCAUCACUUCUUCUAAAAAACAUGCACAGGCUACGGAGUUGUAUUUAAAGUCGUAUUUUUCCAUCACUGAAGGAAAAUGAACACUAAUUUAUUCGCUCUUUUCUAUAUUUUCGCACUCCUGUCACCUGCUCCGGUCAGAAGCUUCGAUGGAAAAAUGCAACAGCAGAUUGGGAGGAAACCAAGCAAUCGAUACAUGCUUUGGUUGAACUUUCUACAGCAGUCAAUGCGAGCAAUGGAAAAGGACUCAAGGGGAUUUGUAACGAUGGCUGGAUUUCUAGGAUUGCUUGACGAACCAGCACAGCUAGAUAGAAGGCCACCAUUGCGAAAUAAGGCUGAUUUGUCGCCAGCUGCAGAUUUCAGCUUCAGUCAGGGAAUGUACAAUCUGGCAAGAAAUCCCGAAACUCGCCAUCAGCUAGCCAUGAGAUUUGCAUACGCGAUGCUAGAAGCCUCCGAGAAGGAUCCUCCGAAAUUUUUACAAAUGUCUAGUUAUCUUGGUUUACUAGAUGAUCCGGCGCAAGAUGAAGUGAAAGAUGGGCAGCAGUGGCCUGAUCAAGGUAAAAUUCUACCAAGGCCUACUCAAGGUAAGAUUCCGCCAGAAUUCCAACAACAAUGGCCUCUGCGGGGGCUAACUAGACAGGGUCCAUUAUGGCCUGCACAAAUUGGAAUGCUACCGCAACCAUUCUUUCCGAUCAUAUGAAUAGUCUCCAAAUACAGGGUGUCCCAAAAAGAUGCUCACACCGUUUGAUCAUUGAAUAACUCUCUUGUUUCAAUGCCUUUUGCCUAAUCGUUACUGUUACCCUGUAGAGCGGGCAUCA
Messenger RNA from Cylicocyclus nassatus, 856 nucleotides. NCBI's taxonomy places the organism in Eukaryota, Metazoa, Nematoda, Chromadorea, Rhabditida, Strongylidae. The record is from the annotation of a GenBank genome assembly.